Myzus persicae (green peach aphid) is the source of this 1235-nucleotide messenger RNA. RefSeq lists its product as uncharacterized. The record is from RefSeq and is a predicted model, not a curated record. The coding region runs from base 243 to 890 and encodes 215 amino acids. The transcript is spliced from 4 exons. Gene Ontology annotation, biological process: sensory perception of taste. Gene Ontology annotation, cellular component: membrane. NCBI's taxonomy places the organism in Eukaryota, Metazoa, Arthropoda, Insecta, Hemiptera, Aphididae.
UAUAGUGUGUCCCGAAAGCAAAGCACAAUCAUCCUAGUUGUCUUCACGGCCAAUCUAUAUUACGCAUCUAAAUUGAUAGGUUUUUUUUCAACAAUACACGUCAUAAGCCAUUAAAUCGAAAUUUGUAGAGGGACUCGGGACACACUGCCUGUACAUUGUUAACAUAAAACCAUUGUAUUUCGCGCGCAUACGAUAUAAUAUAUAUACUAUGUCUCCAUUUGUUACCACGCUGCCGCAGGUACAUGAGUUCGAUAUUUCCGCUGCUGUACUUGCUGUUCUGCGACGAGAUGUGCGUCCGCUUCCGGUCGUUGCGCACGCGGUGGCGCAUGGAAGUGGCCAAGGUGCUCGCUUCCACGCCGCGUACCACGUGUCAAGUACUGGAAUCGGAGCGGCUGGCGCACGCACAGCUCUGCGACCUCGUCGAGGAGGUGAGCGUAGCAUUCGGACCCCGGCUCACCACGUACUUGCUUUUCGUGUUCCUCGAGCACCUGGCGCGGUUCUACUUCGACACAUACGUGAUGCCCACCUACAGGUAUAAACAUUCAGCGCUGGAGAACAAGGGCGUCAGCAUGCUGGAGUCGUUGAUGUUCCUGGGGCAUGCCUGGAUCGGUACAUACCUGGUCGCCUAUCUGUCCGACACGCUCACGGAAUCUAGCAAAGAAAUUAUAACAGACUUAAGAAACAUACCGAUAUGGAAAUUACCCCAAGACUGCUCUGAACAGGUUACUUUCUUUAUGUCUCAAGUACAGAAUUCUCAAACCGUUAUUACAGCUUCUGGUCUAUUCACGGUCAAUAAAACUAUUCUAUCGUCAAUAAUAAUAUCAUUGGCUACGUACAUUAUAGUACUCAUACAACUGGCGCCAGACUUAGGACGAGUAUUUAUCGAAUAAAUUGUGCAAUAUAAAUAAUAAUAAAUAACCAUAAUAAUCAUAAGUUACGAAUACAUUUAGAAAUGUAAUUUUACUAAACAAUAACACACUCGCUUACUACCCACGCACACGGUGGCGACUCAGCCGAUGCACUCUUUGGGGCACGCCCAUGAAAUAAUGAAAAAUAAAAACACGUCUCGAGGAAUUUUUUCGUACACUUCAGGCAUUCGUUGCCCUUCAAAAAAUUCAUAUUAACAAUCACCAUCACAUAUUAUAUUUACCCGUUUGGAUUGAUCUCGUUUUGGUCAGGUUAAGCAUAAUUCGCCCAGGAAGUCAAACACUACGUAAAUGGAACGAUCGGAUUUU